ACAUUAGCUCGGGCUGUACAGCAAAAAUGUAUGAAUUACAGUCACUUAAUCAUAUCAUGCGAACAAAACUUGAGUCCACUCUCAUACGGAAAAGUUUUGCCAGCUCACAGCUUGGCAGCAGCUCGGUCGGUAAACGAGCAACAUAUGUCUUUGUUCAAUUAUCUCGGUGGCUGCAUCGGGAUUCUAGUGAAGUUUUGUCGGACAUCAAAUGAAUCACACUACGGUAGAACCAGCAUUGUUUUCCCAGCCCAACGGAUUGGAAUGUUUUGUACCGUAAUACCUGGCCAACCCAACCUUGCCAACCCACUAAACCGUUACACAGCCUUGACUGUCCAAUCCCUUGCUCCGUUUUUCUACUUUAUCCCGGACGCCACCACAUGCAAGUCAAAGGCACCGAAACGGACCUGACAACCUGAUAAGAUCAACUCAAACUUGACGUGGUACCGCAUACCCGGAAACGAAAAAAAUAAAAUAAAAAAUAAACAGCCUUGAAGGGUGGCACCUUGUGACCUCUAGCUGCUGUGCCUGCUAAACAAGUUUGAACCAAAGUCCAAAAACAAACUUGGAUCCACCCUUCUAGAAGGUUUAGUUAGAAGAGCUCACUGCGCCUGCAAUAAGCACUUUGAUGGAGUCAUAUGUGUGACACUUGAAGUUUUUACUGGCUCUGGUCCGAUGCAGAUAAACCAAAAUCAACCUGCGGCAGGCUGCUACUUCUUACAGAGUCGCCUCACCUCGGGUCCGGCGACAACUGGUACCAUUCCGAAAAUCGGAAAUCGGUGGCAUUUUGAAAGCGGCACAGGAAAGUCUGGGCAGACGUAAAUAUCGACGCAGGCGAAUCCUGUGGGAUAUACACAACUUGGAUUUACAAUUACCUUGGUCAACAAAUCACAAACAAAACCUAAUACUCCAAACGCAAUUACCAGCAGCAUCAGGACAAGUACACCAUUGAGAAUCAGAGUACCCAUCAACAUAUCCCAAGCCCCGUAAAAAGCAAAAAGCACAAAAAUGUCCAAAGAAGACACCGAAGCCGCACCACCCCCCUACUCCGAAACCGCCUUCCCAACCACAUCCACCAUCCCCUCCCGCUCGCCAGGCCGCACGAGACCACCUAGCCCCUCGUCCCCGCUGAGCUCGCACCUGGCGGCGCACCUGUCCAGCCUCUCGACGCGCCUCCGCCAGACCCAAUCCGCGCGCGCGACGCGCCAGGCCCUGCUGGACCUGGACCUGGUGGAGCGCAUCGUGCCGCACGUCGAGGCCUUCCUCGCCGACGUGGUCGACGCGCACUCGCGCCCCGCCGCCGCAGAGCUCACCAUCGUGCCCGCGCCGGCCGUCCCGUCCGCCUGGGCCCUCAGCGGCGCCGCCGAGCGCCGCCGCGAGGGCGAGCUCGUCCACCUCGUGCGCCUGGCCGUGCCGGGUGUGGGGGCAGUGGUGGACGACAAGGGGAGGCCGAGGGAGCUGCUGCCGCAAGGCAGGGACGGCAAAGGUGGCGGCAGCGCGGGCGAGGCGGCGUCUCCGUCGACGGGGUCGAGCCUCCGGCCGGAGCGGGACUGGACUGCAACGCAGUUUGACGAGUGGGGGCGGUGGGAUGAGGACGCCGAGGCGGCGGCGAUGGCGGCGGCGGGUGGGGGUUCCGGCGGGUCGUCGUCGUGGUGGUGGCGGGAUGAAGGCAUGGCGGAGCGGUUAGCGGCGCACCUGCAGCCGCGGCCGCCUGUCAGGACGGAACGGCGGGAGAUACAGGCCGCGGUUGUGCAGGCCAAGGAGGAAAAGAAGAGCGGCUGGGGUCUGUGGCGAAAGAAGUCGAGCUCGUCGACGGUGACGCCGGCCUCGCCGGUCGCUGCUGCGGUCUCUCCGGUAUCACCGGUUUUGGAGCAAGAUGACGGCGUCAGGAUGACUGUCAGGGCUGAUGAAGUUACCUUUAGGCGGGAGAAUGACUUUGGGGUGUGGGAGAGCAUGAGUGGCUGGGGUAUUGUGGUCACGAUUGCGGUCAGGUAGAAGCAAAAGGGUGCAAAUACAUACUUUAAUUGUAAAAUCACAUGCUGCAGUAAUUGCGUCACAAAUAGCAUUACAUAGCUUAAUCUCAUUAGCAGUACGCCUUCUA
Pyricularia oryzae 70-15 is the source of this 2098-nucleotide messenger RNA. RefSeq lists its product as uncharacterized. The coding region runs from base 1006 to 1992 and encodes 328 amino acids. The record is from RefSeq and is a predicted model, not a curated record. Lineage: Eukaryota; Fungi; Ascomycota; Sordariomycetes; Magnaporthales; Pyriculariaceae. The transcript is spliced from 3 exons.